GACAAAAAAUGGAACACACCAGCAGUGUGAGGAGACCUGAAAGUGGCACAUGGCAUGGCAGAGUGUGGCGAUGGAGACAGCAGCAAUGGGAGGCCGUACAGGGACCCAUGAGAGACUCUGGACCUGGCAGCAGCAUGAGGAGGCGGUACAGGGGCCCAUGGCAGAUUACGGGCCUGGCAGCAGCAAUGGGAGGCCCGUAAUCUGCCAGCACCCUAUGACAAAAAAUGGAACACAACAGCAGUGUGAGGAGACCUGAAAGUGGCACAUGGCAGAGUGUGGCGAUGGAGACAGCAGCAAUGGGAGGCCGUACAGGGACCCAUGAGAGACUCUGGACUUGGCAGCAGCAUGA
Molecule: messenger RNA, 349 nt
Organism: Staurois parvus
Lineage: Eukaryota; Metazoa; Chordata; Amphibia; Anura; Ranidae
Source: the annotation of a GenBank genome assembly